Neogale vison (American mink) is the source of this 2506-nucleotide messenger RNA. It is a transcript of the gene CDHR5, whose product is annotated as cadherin related family member 5. The coding region runs from base 70 to 2415 and encodes 781 amino acids. The transcript is spliced from 15 exons. NCBI's taxonomy places the organism in Eukaryota, Metazoa, Chordata, Mammalia, Carnivora, Mustelidae. Gene Ontology annotation, molecular function: cadherin binding; calcium ion binding. The record is from RefSeq and is a predicted model, not a curated record. Gene Ontology annotation, biological process: cell morphogenesis; adherens junction organization; homophilic cell-cell adhesion. Gene Ontology annotation, cellular component: plasma membrane; catenin complex; adherens junction.
CCAGGCCCAGCCGCCACCAGCAGCGCCUGCCAGCUGCUCAGAGGGUCUGGCCAGGGGACGGCCACCAAGAUGGGGGCUUGGGCCCUGCUGCUGUCACUGCUCGUGGCCACGGCCCGGGCCCAGGUCUGCUCUGUGAGCGACACCAUCUUCGAAGUCGCAGAGAACACUAACCGGCCUGAGCCCCUGGCUGACAUCUCUGUCCCCGCGGGCCAGCAGGUGACCCUCGGACCGUCGUCCACCCCCGACGCCUUCCGGAUCCAGGGGACUCAGCUCUUUCUCAACGUGACCCCCGACUAUGAGGAGAACACGAUGCUGGAGGCGCACCUGGAGUGCAGAAGUGGCGGCGCCGUGGUGACGCAGCUCAGAGUCUUUGUGAUUGUGCUGGACAUCAACGACAACCCGCCCGAGUUCCCCUUUCAAGUCAAGGUGGAGAAUGUGUCUGAGGACACGAAAGUGAGCACCAUCGUCAUCCCUGCGACGGGCCUGGAGGCCCAGGAUCGCGACCAGGAUGACAUCUUGUUCUAUACCCUCCAGGAGGUGACCCCGGGCGCCGGUAGCUUCUUCUCCCUGGUGGGCACCAACCUCCCCGCCCUGCGGCUGGACCGGCGCCUGGACUUCGACGCGCGGCAGAGCAUCGACUUCCUGCUGCUGGUGCGGGACACGCGGGAGGAGGGCGCAGAGCCCAGCCACACGGCCACGGCCACCUUGAUCGUGGAGGUGCAGCCUGCUGACCUUCGCCCCCCCUGGUUCCUGCCCUGUGCCUACUCCGACCAGCACGUGUGCAUCAACGCCGAGUACCACGGUGCCGUCCCCACGGGGCACCAGCUGCCGGGCCCCCUCGUGCUCCGUCCAGGGCCCGUCCACGCUGUGGACGGGGAUCAGGGCAUCAGCCAGCGCAUCCUCUACAGCAUUGUGCGGGGACAAGAAGAUGGCACGUUCGCCAUUGGCGCUGACUCGGGCAAUCUCACCAUGACCAGAAGUGUCCCCAGCCCAAAGACCUUCACUCUGGUGGUCAAGGGUGAGCAGGCAGACGGCGCCCGCUACUCGGUGACCUGGGUCAAGAUCACGGCCCGAAAUGCCACCGGGCGCCCGCCCUACUUCGCCAAGAGCCGCUACCACGGCAUGGUGGCGCGUGGCUCUGGAGGAGGCGUGGAGGUCAAGGACGCAACCACCCCCUCCCUGCCUCUGAGGGUCUGGGCGCAGGACCCUGACUUUCCGGACCUCAACUCUGCCAUCACCUACCGCGUCACCAAUAACACUGACUUCCGGAUGGAUGGCGAGACCCUGCUGACCGCCUCCCUGCUGGCCGACGAGGGGGUCUUCUACGCAGAGGUUGAGGCCAACAACACAGUGACCGCGGGUACAGCCCGCACGGUGGUGGAGAUUCAGGUGCUGGAGUGGGAGGAGCCCACCCCCCCCACAGGCCCCCCAGAGACCCCCACAUCCCCAGAGACCGGAAGAACAAGCAGGCCCCCCAGCAGCACCACUUCAGAAGCCCCCAGGCCCCCGGGGCCCUCUCAGGGACCCCCUCCGACCAGCUCUGCGACCCCGGGGCCCUCUCAGGGACCCCCUCCGACCAGCUCUACGACCCCGGGGCCCUCUUCAAGCACAAUUCCAAGGCCACCUGCCUCAUCUACGCCCGGCGGGCCCCCCAGCGUGGAAACCAGCAGCUCCCUCCCAUCAGCUUCAACCAGCGGGGGCUCAACACAGUCGCUGAAGCCAGGAACCUCUCAGCCAAUGCCCUCUGGGCCCAGCAGAACUCCCCAAACCUCAGGGCCAGCCCAGACUGGAGGAGGCAGCACUGCGGGGACCCCCGGGGACAGCGAGCCAGGUGUCGGUGCCGCCGGGGACCGGCGCUUCUCUGUCGUGGACAUGGCGGCCCUGGGCGGGGUGCUGGGCGCACUGCUCCUUCUGGCUCUGCUCGCCCUCCUCAUCCUGGUCCACAAGCACUACGGCCAGCGGCUCAAGUGUUGCUCUGGGAAAGCUGUGGAGCAGCCCCUCAGCUUUGACAAUGAGGCCUUUGAAGCCCCCCAGGAGGCCAACUGGGCGCCAGCUCCCUACUCCUCCCCUGGCCUCAUGCGGGCGGCCCCGGAGCCCGCGGAGCCCCCGGAGCCUGCGCUUCCGGAGCCCCCCAGCACUACGACCCUGCGUCCAGCCUCAGAGUCCCCCGAGCUGACCCGCGAUGGAGGCAGCCCAGCGGCCGUGAGGUCCAUCCUGACCAAGGAGCGGCGGCCUGACGGCGGCUACAAGGCCGUGUGGUUUGGGGAGGACAUUGGGGCUGAGACCGACGUGGUGGUCCUCAACGCGCCCGCCUCCGACGCGGCUGGCGCCAGCGACUCUGGCAGCGACGACGAGGACGCAGAUGCUGGUCCCCAGGCCGAUGACACGCCUAGCACUGGCUCCUCCUACGUCUAGCUGGGCUCCCCGCCUCCCCCGUGGGCAGGACCUGAUGUCUGCCAGCCCCUCGCCCCCACUCCAACGUGCACAAUAAAGCGACAGUUUCCCA